AGAAAAAGCCAUGGCUGUCCAGCUAAAAAGCCUUGCCCUGCUGUUCCUCUUUGUGGGUGCGCUCAGCCUUCAUGCAGUCCGUUCUUCGGGUGAAGAUGUGAUAGUAACAUUUAUAAUGGUUCAACGUGCCGAAAUCGGGCAAGUGUUUAAGAUCGUUGGGAACAGUGACAAGCUGGGGAAUUGGGAGCCUUCUAGAGUGGAGAACAUGACAUCGACUCCUGGCGAUGCCUGGGCCAUCUCUGUGAAAUUGACGAAGGGAGCAGCAUAUGAGUCCAAGCCAGUACUAGUCGACUCUGAUAGUGGUAACACCUUGUGCUCGGCGAACGAGAACCGCCACUUAACUAUUCCGGAAGAUUAUUCCAAGUCUGAUUAUGUGGAAACAGUGUUUUGGAGCAUCUCUUGCGGUUACGAUUGCCAUGAAAACAAUGCUUGCUCCGACCAAGGGAGGGUCUGUAACUUUUAA
This is a messenger RNA of Cryptomeria japonica (Japanese cedar), 463 nucleotides long. RefSeq lists its product as uncharacterized. The transcript is spliced from 3 exons. Gene Ontology annotation, molecular function: starch binding. The coding region runs from base 11 to 463 and encodes 150 amino acids. Lineage: Eukaryota; Viridiplantae; Streptophyta; Pinopsida; Cupressales; Cupressaceae. The record is from RefSeq and is a predicted model, not a curated record.